Messenger RNA from Doryrhamphus excisus (bluestripe pipefish), 958 nucleotides. Lineage: Eukaryota; Metazoa; Chordata; Actinopteri; Syngnathiformes; Syngnathidae. The record is from RefSeq and is a predicted model, not a curated record.
UAUUGCAGAGGCUUGACGCUUCACCGUCUGACGCACGACACUGUGGAAAUAUCACUACAGACUCCUUUUUUUUUUUAAUCUCCAAUUUUCCACUCCAGCGACCUUCACCUGCACUGGGAACGCUGGGAAAAUGAGCAGUUUAAGGGCUUGUAAAGAAUCUUUAGAGGAAGGAUUGAGCUCAGAUCCAGUGGAGGACACAGACACCACCACCUUUGGAACCCAAUUGUCUUUGGAGGCCAACUACCCAGUGCAAGUUACCGACCCUCAUGCAGAUGCUGUCACUCUUCACCUGAGCUCCAUGCCUCCUGGAUACCUCAGCACCUCCGACAGAAUCAAUCAGCCACUUAAAGAGGUGGAAGAAUGUACCUGCCCAACAUCCUCUUCACCAGACCCCAGCAAAGAAGUCCAAUUCCAGCUGAACCACGCCUGUGAGAUGUGCUGCCGUCCUGCGCCCCCCCCCAAGAUCAGCGACCUCAUGAACGACAAAGACCUCCUGGACUUGUUGAGGCUCAAGCUGGACCCGCACCACUGCACCGUCAAAAACUGGAAGAACUUUGCCAGUCGGUGGGGGAUGAGCUACGACGAACUCACCCUGCUGGAGCACCGGACCCAGGGUUCCUUGUCCCACAGCCCCACCCAGGAGUUCCUCCUGCGCUACAACCAGAAACCCGUCACCGAGCUCACCGAGCUGUGCCGUAUCUACCAGCGCAUCGAUGUGCUGCGAUUGCUGCAGGGCUGGAUGGAGAGCGUUUGGCCGUCGCGCUGGCAGCAUGCUAAUUAAGCGGCACGGGCUACAUGCUAAUUAUCAUGCUACACGUCAACAACUUGAGCCUUGUUGGAAGAUACACCGGUCCCGUUCAUUGAUCACCAUUUUCUUGGCGUGUGUGUACGCUUGUAGUCCGGUACCAAAAAUACAAAUACAUUGACUCCUAGUGACUCAUCAUCUUGUAGAACCUUG